UAUGCCCUCUCUUAUCUGACUGUUCCCUUGGCAGCAUCUCCUCCUGCAGUCUCCCAAGGUUGUUCCCACAUACAUUACACCUGCCCGCUCCUCACCUGCUCCUUGACGUUGGCUUGCAAAAUGCCCUUGGCAUCUAUCUCCAGAUGGCCUUCUUUAGAGAAUCCCUUUUGAAAGAGGGUGAAGAAUUUCUUUUCACAUUUUUACCUGCAAAAAUAUUUCAGUUGGAUCAGUUUCUUAAGGAAGACUCAAUGAACAUUCAAGAUUUGACAACUCUUAAAGCUCCUUUGGAUAUCCCUAUUCCAGACCCCCCACCCAAAGAAGAUGAGAUGGAUACAGAAAAAGAAGAGAAAGAAGCUCCAAAAUGUGGCUAUCUCAAGGGGAAUGAGGUUCUUAUUUCACUUCUGGAUCGUGUUAAGCCUGAAGUUCGGGAGUUUAAAGAGAAAAGCAUUUUGGUCACGACCUGGAUUCAGUUCAUGAUUCCCAAAAUUGAGGAUGGCAAUGAUUUCGGGGUAGCAGUUCAGGAGAAGGUGCUUGAACGUAUUACGGCUCUGAAGACCAAAGCUGAAGCUUUCCAGACAACAAUUGCUAAAUAUUUUCUGGAGCGUGGAGAUGCCGUCGCCAAGGCCUCCAAGGAAACUCACGUGAUGGAUUACCGGUGCUUGGUUCACGAACGUGACGAAGCCAUCUACCGAGAAAUGCAGACCAUGGUGCUUGAUAUCCGUGGAUUUUAUGCUGAGCUGUACCACAUCUUAAGCACAAAUUUGGAGAAACUGACCAACCCCAAGGGCGAAGAGAAGCCAUCCAUGUAUUAACAAGAAAAGGGCACCUAUGGGGCGAGCAGGCAAGGGUUGAUGUUAUGUGGGUCAUGAUAUCCUUGUGCAAAUAACACAAUUCACCAGCAUUUGUGGCGGCCACUCCUUGCAGAGGAGCUCAAUGCGACUUUUCCUUUCUUUUUGGGGGGUGUUUUGCAAACAUAAAAAUCUAGGGUCAGAAUGAGAUCUGAGAAAUUUAGAACCAGGAGAGAGAUUUCUGGGAGAGAUGAAGCAAAUAGUAUGACAAAAUAAAAUGUUUCAAUCUAUUUGGGUUUGCUGUUCUCUGUCUUUUUCUGAGAGGUCCAUCAAACAGCAUUUUGACAGAGCUAGGGGGAAAUCUUUCUGUACCAAAAUUUUUUGUCUAGCCAUUUUUUAAAACAGCGUUGAUGGUAAGACUACCCUGAAAGAUUGUUCUAAUCACAUUAGUAGACGCUAUGUCUGCCUGAGUUCCAUGUAAAAUGUAUUCACCUGUAGUUGACAUCUCUUGAGAAAACAAAGGCUAUGGGGAUGGGUCCACAGCACAGAAGAGAUCAAAGGGAAAUCUCAGUUGAGGUGAUGAAGAACUUGUUGAACAAUCAUUAAUCUCUAAAUGUUAGAUCUCCUUGAAGCAAAAUGUAUAAAAACCCUGAUUUCUUUUAUGUUCAGGGAGCCUCUUUUCAUAGAGGUAUCCCCUUUACUGCUGCGCACCAAUAAAGGAAUUUUGCUCUAAACGG
This is a messenger RNA of Python bivittatus (Burmese python), 1525 nucleotides long. NCBI's taxonomy places the organism in Eukaryota, Metazoa, Chordata, Lepidosauria, Squamata, Pythonidae. The record is from RefSeq and is a predicted model, not a curated record.